AUGGAGGUCGAUAAGAAGCUGACCAUGAGCCUGGACGACCUCAUAGCCAAGCAGGCCAGGGAGCGGAAACCGGACAAAAGGCCUGACGCACGAGCCAAGAAGGGCGCCAUUGCCAAGGUCCUGCAGCAGACGGGCCGUGCAGCCAACCGCAGCAACGGACAGAUGCAGCAGCAGAAGUCUGCCAACGGCCGCGUCAUCGCCAUCACCUUCAAGAACCCGGGGCGGGGCGGAGCUGGUGUAGGGCAUCAGGCAUCAACGCAAGGCCAGAAGCCCAAGCCGGUGCCGGCUUCGGCGCCCAGGUUCCUCGCAGACCAGCAGAACAGGGCCCAUUCGAGCGGGCCCUUGGUCCUCUCCGGGAGCAGGGAGCAGCGUGGAUCGCUGACACACCUGCACACAGACUUCUCAGCCCCCGGGAGCCUGCGACGGAACAAGCACGGUGUGCUCAUUCCCGCCUGA
Auxenochlorella protothecoides is the source of this 456-nucleotide messenger RNA. RefSeq lists its product as hypothetical. The coding region runs from base 1 to 456 and encodes 151 amino acids. The record is from RefSeq and is a predicted model, not a curated record. The transcript has 2 exons. NCBI's taxonomy places the organism in Eukaryota, Viridiplantae, Chlorophyta, Trebouxiophyceae, Chlorellales, Chlorellaceae.